This is a messenger RNA of Rubroshorea leprosula, 1549 nucleotides long. NCBI's taxonomy places the organism in Eukaryota, Viridiplantae, Streptophyta, Magnoliopsida, Malvales, Dipterocarpaceae. The record is from the annotation of a GenBank genome assembly.
CACGUUUCCCAUCAUUCACAUUUCCUUUCUCUUUGCACAAACAUGGAUGCGGAAGAGGGAAGAGAGAAUGAAAGUGUCAACCUUGCAGAUGAUCCUUCCAACAGAGCGAUGGUUCAAAUGGUUCUUCAUCUUCUCCCACGGGAGAUUCUACUCGAUAUCCUAUCAAGACUACCGAUCACCUCUCUGAUCCACUUCAAGACCACUUCCCAUACCGGCUAUGAUUUAAUUGCCGAUCCAAGACUCCCUCCGAUGUUCUGCAACCGGGUAAGCAACUCAAACCCAUGUCUGAUUCUGUUUAACUACAAUUCCCGCGUGUCCCAGCAACUCUACUUUUUGGAUGGUGAAGGUUGUGGUAGAAGGGUUAGGAAAAUCGACCCACCACAGCAUUUAGAAGCUUAUAAGCUGGUGGGUUCUUGUAACGGCCUUUUAUGCGUAUACGAUCCCACAAUCGCCUAUCCCACAUUCGGUGAUUCAUGGGCAAGUGACGCUUUGCUAAUUUACAAUCCUUUUGUUGGAGACGCUGUGAGAAUCCCACCAGGGGAUCAAUUUUUUGAAUCAAUUGAAGUCUUUGGAUUUGGGUUUCAUCCGAGAACAGGAGAAUUCAAACUGGUCAGGAUUGUGUACUAUCAGAAGAUGAUUAUAGUAGAAGACCCCGCGCUAGGUGUGGAAGAUCCGGAUGGAGGAUUGGACACCGUUGAUGAAUCAAUGGUUGAGGUGUUUACCGUAGGAACAACAGAGUGGAGAAACAAAGGAGCUCCGCCUCCACCAUUGGCGUUUGAAAGCGGACCACCUUCGGCUCUGGUUGAAGGAUCUCUCCAUUGGGUGACUCUGGUUGGGAUGGGAGGAGUCGAUCCUAUCAUUGGUAUUAUCUCCUUCGAGCUUGCAGAUGAGGUGUUCGAAGAAAUUCCGCACCCACCUUGUCAACGAUUUGUGUCACGUGACUACAGUCUUUCCGUGCUCAAUGGGUGUCUAUCGGCUGUUGGGUCAGUUGAAACCGAGCAUUUUGAUAUCUGGGUGAUGAAGCAAUACCGUGUUAAGGAAUCUUGGGUAAAACAAUUCUCCUUUGAUCCCUAUUUACCUCGUGGAUGGCCAGUUAAUACUUCAAGCUCAGUUAGCAGAGUUUCGAAAAUUAUAUGUGCACUAAAGAAUGGGGAGAUUCUGUUGCAGUAUACCAACAGUUCUCUGGUUUCUUAUGAUCCUGUGGAAAACAGAUUCAAGACUCUUCAAAUAAGUGGAUUACCCAAUCAGUUCCAGGCACUUCCUUUUCUACCUUCUCUUUUCUCAGCAAAAGCAACCAUGAAUUUGCAAUCUUAACUUCUUUUUUCUUUUUCUUUUUCUUUUUUUGUUUGUUUUUUCUGUGAGACUCUACUACUGGUUGUUUUAAUUUGUGUUAAAUCUUUGAUCAUCAAUCAAUCGUAUGGUAAUGUCUAUCUUCUAGUCAAGUGCUUUAUUUUAUUGGUUAAGUUUUAUGAUCAUACCCAAGCCAAGAAAAUCUUACCUCUACCAUGCCUCCUGUGGUGUAAUGAGUUAAUCAAAACUCAGUGCAUCA